AUGGUCAGGACCAAGCAAUCAAUGAGCUAUAAGAUUUCCAUUGGGAAAGUGCCUAAAAUUGCUGCGUGCAAAGCGUCCAUGGCCGGCAGCAGCAGUGGUUCGUCAUCGUCGUCAUCUCCGUCCACUUCCAAAAACAAAUACUCGGUAGGUGGUGGAAAUCCAGUGCACCCCAGAGAGAUUCCGUUUUGGCAGAAAGAGAUCACGUGCUUUUUCCAGGUGAAAAACGAUAAGGAACUAGACGAACAACCAGGGCCGUCGGCCAACGACGAGGACAACGACGUCGUCGAAUUACCGCCGCCAGAAACGAUGCAGGCGGGCUCGUCGAAAAUGUAG
Molecule: messenger RNA, 333 nt
Organism: Macrosiphum euphorbiae (potato aphid)
Lineage: Eukaryota; Metazoa; Arthropoda; Insecta; Hemiptera; Aphididae
Source: the annotation of a GenBank genome assembly